AUGGCUGCCAAAAAAUUUACUCAAAAAAUCCAAUUUACAAUUUUUCAAUAUGUUGAAAAUCCUAAAAAUUUGGCUUUAAGUUCAAAAGCAUGGUCGAAUGUUGCUAAAAAUGAAAAUGCAAGAGCAGCAUGGAUCAUCCAAAACUAUGGAAGAGCUCAUGCAUUAUUUCAUUCCGUGAGAUUUGGUCCGUCGUUUAUUAGUGUAUCCGUUGUGCAAGCCAUUAUCACUAAGCGAGGAAUUCUUUCAAAAUAUUUUAUUCAAAAACUUCUUAUUCACUACGGAAGUUAUGAUUUACAAUUAAUUGAAAAGAAAAUAUCACAUAAUGUCGGACAAUUUGACAUAAGAUCAUUAGAAAAAAAGUCACAUAAACCCUGGGGUAGUGAUUUACAAUUAUCGGUCUUCACAUAUAUCCUAUCAGUUGCGAAAAACCAGUUUGAAACAAGUGAACUUUGUAUAAAAGGCAAUGAUAUGGAGUUGUUUCACUUUCUUUCUGGUGGGCCACAUCCAAUAAGUAAUGCUCCAGAUAUUUUAAAAAAAAACUUUAAUACCAUUAAAGAUUUAAUACUACAUAUGAAAUUUAUUCCGUUCCCUCCUAGACCAAUAAGGCAACCUGAUUUCCAUAGUGCGACGCAAAAUACUCCUGAGGAAUAUCCGUCCAAAGAUGGUUACGAAAAUACUAGACA
Scutellospora calospora is the source of this 683-nucleotide messenger RNA. Lineage: Eukaryota; Fungi; Glomeromycota; Glomeromycetes; Diversisporales; Gigasporaceae. The record is from the annotation of a GenBank genome assembly.